This is a messenger RNA of Suillus fuscotomentosus, 1493 nucleotides long. RefSeq names its product WD40-repeat-containing domain protein. Gene Ontology annotation, molecular function: protein binding. The record is from RefSeq and is a predicted model, not a curated record. The coding region runs from base 1 to 1371 and encodes 456 amino acids. Lineage: Eukaryota; Fungi; Basidiomycota; Agaricomycetes; Boletales; Suillaceae. The transcript has 5 exons.
AUGUUGCUCAAUCCGCUGGUGAAGCAUACAGAGAAGGUGAAUUCUGUGUGCUUCUCCCCGGAUGGAUGGAGGAUUGCAAGCGGUUCACAUGAUUCGACGGUUGUUGUAUGGGAUGCAGAGACUGGCGCAGUCCUUGCAACACUCGAUCAUCGUAAAACCGUACGCGUGUGGAGUGUGUCAUUUAGCCCGGAUGGGCUAAAAUUAGCAUCCGGAUCAUCUGACCAUACCAUCCGGGUGUGGCGCACCGUUAACGCCGAAUGUUUGCUCAAGAUCAACGCUGGCCAAUGGUCAGUUCGAAGCGUUGUGUGGUCGCCUGACGGUAACCAGCUUGUCUCUGGAUCAUCCGACAAUACAGCCAAGUUCUGGGACUCGUCUAGUGGAGAAAAGAUCGGUCAACCAUGCAUCGGUCACACUCGCUGGAUCACCUGUCUUGCCAUCUCUUCAGAUAGCUCCUUCAUUGCCACGGCAUCGGACGACAGCACUGUGCGGCUAUGGUGCACAAAGACGCAUAAGCAGAUAGGACAUUCACUUAAGCACGCCAAAAAAGUUCACUCUGUCGCAAUUUCUCCCGAUGCAGAACUGCUUGUGAGUGGAGCCGAUGAUGGGAAUCUUCAGCUUUGGUCUGUUAGGGACAUCCUGGAGCAUGACGAAGUGGAGGGAAGCACAACAGAGUACGAAGAAGUACAAGGAGAACAACUUGAACUCCGCAGCAGCGAAACGCAGAGUGAUUGCGACAGCGAAAAUGAGCAUAACAGCUAUAAUGGCAAUCACAGAGAGCCCUCUGUUUAUCAGGAUGGUACAAGUGACUCCGACACCCACGACGAUGACGACCAGGACCCGUUAUUUGACAUCUUCGCUAUAAAGAAGACGGUCCGAAAUUCCGGGGACCUUCAUAUCAUCGAAGACCUCCUGACUCAUGAGAUUGAUUUUGACGAAGAUGACAACAGACGCGAUACGUAUGGUAAUCGCUCAAUUGUAAGGGCACGAAAGUCCGAGUGGGACGAUGCACUUCAAGACGCAGUUAGGUCUAUUGCUAUACAGCCCUCAUUAUUGGGUUACAUUUCCAAGGGCAUCGCCCUUUGCGGCAACAAGCAGCUCUGGGACGCGAUGGAAGCUUUCGAUUCCGCUUUUGUGUUUUCCAAUAGUGAUCCGAAUAUCAUCAAUCUUUUACUGUUGAUCAAGGCUAUUGCGCUUUUCUAUGCCGGUCGCUACGAUGAGGCAGUGCGGCGAGUUGAAGACCUCACGACCGCUUCUCAACACUCAGAUCCAAUUCCGUGCAACGUUGUGAAUGUGAGCUUUGUGUCAAACCUCGAAUUUUUCUCACUCUCGACCAUACCUAUCAGUCGUAUCUACGUGUGCAGCUUGCAGUAAUUGCUUUCCAGGAUGGGCGGUACAGCGAAGCCGCCGAUCAACUCGACCGUAGUGUUCCCAGUAUGACGGACUUGUUCUCGAGCAGAGCACUUUUUGAACCUAGAUUGAAGAUAUUCACGGUG